AAUCAUUGUGCUGACUAGGUUUAACUCUUGUUGCUGUCUCCUUAAUCACGUUAGUUAGGCUUGUGUCUCCAUAUGCCAGUUUUUGGCUUCUUCCUUUACUUUUAUCCCCAUCCACGCUGAAAAGGUCCUCCACCAGAUCCUCCAAAGCAGACAGAUGCUCUCUCCUUCCACAUACCUUUAUACUACAUUCAUUUGUCUAAGCAGUGCACAUGCUCAUUUCUUGUGAUCCCUUCACAGUCACUCACAUGCAAUAUGUGCUAACCGGAGGCAUUUCUACUGAGUUUUUACUUCAAUAAAGAUUCACUUCAGAAGAACCUUGUUUCUCUAAGAACCUGCACAUUUGGUUCUAUCACCGUAAGUCUUGUUCAACCAGGUCAGAAAUGUCUUUCCAGUUCUUUAAUCUCUGAAAUGAUGACAUCUAGUGGUGGAUGUUUUCUAUCUAAGGUACGCAAUCUUCUUGCAAGCAUAAGUGUAUUCCAAACUCACUCGUUAUUUAAAAUAUGAUACUCUAUGGCUAAAUUAGUUCUUAGAUACUAAGGUUAUUUUGAAACUAAAUCAUCAGUCGGUGUUCUCUGGCUGACAGUUCUUUGAAAUACGCUUAGUCUUCCAACAGUAAUUUAAAGAAAGACCUUUUCAGCCAGGAGAAUGCUUGUCAAAAUGUGAAGCCUCAAGUAGUCGGUGAAGAAAAUGAGGGAGGAAUCCAGGGAAGAGAUUGAGAUCAUCAUGCUCCAAUAAGAAACAGCAUUCAAAAGGGGCUGGGAUGGUUCUUGUCAAAAACAGACUCGUCAUGAGUGAAUCAAAUGCUAAAUGGUCAGGAAUUGAGGUUUGCUGUUGACACAUUCCUGGAAGAUAUUUGGAAAACUGAAUGAUAUUUGUAGUAAGUUGGAGCAGUUGAUGGAGCCCUGCCUGCAAUGGCUGCAAUGAGGUGCUGAUGGCAAAAGGAUGAAACAAUGCAGGUGCACGGGAAGGUCAUGGCUCAUUUAUACGUGUCUGGAGCAGUGGAGAAGAGGAGCUGCUCCCACAUGGGAAAGCUACAGACACUCGAUUACGAAGACGUGCUAUACUUGGGUGCUGGGUGGGGAGGAAGAAAACACCCGGCCCCUGAAGCAGUGCCACAGUGAGCGGAAGCCUAUGGGGCACACGGCCAGGCGAAGAGCCCGCGCAGCAGCACAGCCCGCCGCCGGCCGAGGGCCGGGCUGGCAUCGCGGCGGCCAGAGGCGGCGCUGCGGGCCGGGUGGAGCGGUUCGGCCCCGGCGCAGGGCCUCCUGACAGGCCGGGAGCCAGGCUCCUGCCCGGCGAAGGGAAGGAGGAAAGGGGCCGAGGUGGAAGUCGCGGGCUUCACACGGCCGCAGCCAGCUGUCCACCGGUGAGCGAGGAGGAUGAGUGGAGGGUAAGGAGUGGAGCUGGAGGCAGAGAGUUGGCUGUUGCUGUGGCUUCUGUAGGGGAGACUGGCUGACUCCUACAGCAAACAUUCAUCUGCUGGCACAGAAAUUGGCACUGUGUGAAGAAGGAGGUGUGUAAAUACUUCACAGAAAUGCUGGGUGCAGGUCUGAGUUGCUGAGGUUGGGAAGGACCUCUGGCAAUCACACGUCUGCCCCCUGGCUCAAAGCAGUAGCCUGCAGCAGGUUGCACUGGACCACAUCCAGUCAGGGAUUUUGUUCUCCAACAGAAUGAGUGCCACGUCAGCCACGAGUUGCCCCUUGCCACCGCUGCUUGCGCCUGAACAAGAGGAGCAAGAGUGUUCUGAGAUACAUAUGUCUGUCUUGUGGUAUGCAGGAGAGUUUGCUGUUGCUUACUAUGAUACAGAAGAUUGCUCAGUUUACUUCAUGCCUGAUACACCUGAUAGCGAAGGCCUUGAGCUACUGCAAAAAGUGACUGGGGAAGUUCAUCCUAAAUGCAUAGUGACAAGUGCAAAACAGGAUCAGAAUAUUGCCAAUUUCCUGACAAACCUCGCAGACAGUGAUAGCGAUAAAGGAAAAAUAGAAAUUGUCCUGUUUCCUAACACAGAUUUUGGCCUAGAAGUCAGCAAGCAACGAAUCCUAUCUAGACAAUUUCCAUUUAUCCCAUCCCAUAUGACUGCAACAGAAAAAAUUCUUUAUUUGUCCUCAGUCAUCCCUUUUGAGAGCCCACUCAUGAUAAGAGCAUUAGGGGGGCUCCUUAAGUACCUGGACAGGAGAAGGGUUGGAGUUGAACUGGAAGAAAGCGGUAUUGCAGUUCCUGUUUUGGCCUUUAGAAAGUUUGUGGUGUUAGAAACUGUGAAUAUAGACCAAGACACUUACAGUGUCCUACAGAUAUUUAAAAGUGAUAUCCAUCCUUCUGUGUAUAAGCUUUCUAGUGGAUUAAAAGAAGGAUUCAGUUUAUAUGGGAUUUUAAAUCGCUGUAGGUGCAAACGGGGAGAAAAACUUUUGAGGCUGUGGCUUACGCGACCUACUCGGAACUUGACAGAGCUAAACAAACGGCUGGAUGUUAUCCACUUCUUCCUGUUGGCUCAGAACCAUGAAACAGUCCUUACCCUUCAAGAUUGCCUCAGGAAUAUAAAAAAUGUGCCUCUUAUUCUAAAAAGAAUGACUCUAUCCCAUACAAAAGUUAGUGACUGGCAAGCACUCUAUAAGACAGUGUGCAGUGCACUGUGCCUUAGAGACACAUGUCGCUCUCUGCCCCAUAGUAUUGAACUCUUUCAGAUUAUUUCACGUGUCUUCACUGAUGAUCUGCAAUACAUUGCUAGUCUCAUCAGCAAAGUGGUGGACUUUGAAGGCAGCAUCUCACAAAAUCGCUUCACUGUUAGACCCAACGUGGACCCCACCAUUGAUGAAAAGAAGCGAAGGCUAAUGGGUCUGUCAGACUUUCUUACAGAAGUGGCACAAAAAGAACUGGAAACGUUGGACAGCCAUAUUCCUUCCUGUUGUGUGAUCUACAUUCCUUUGAUUGGGUUCCUUCUCUCCAUUCCACGGCUACCAAAUAUGGUGGAUAAAAGUGACUUUGAAAUUGAAGGUUUGGACUUCAUGUUCUUGUCAGAGGAUAAACUGCACUACAGAAGUGCUAGAACUAAGGAGCUAGACAGCCUGCUGGGUGACUUGCACUGUGAGAUAAGAGACCAAGAAACACUUAUUAUGCACCAGCUGCAGGCAAAGAUCUUGGAGAGGUCUGAAGUGCUUAACAGCGUGAUUGAGUAUACUGCACACCUGGAUGUGCUGUUGGCUUUGGCAGUGAUGGCCCGGGAGAACUCCUACUGCAGGCCACACUUUACUCAGCGCCAUGGCUUCCACAUCAAGGAUGGAAGACAUCCACUGAUGGAACUGUGUGCAAAGACAUUUGUGGCUAAUCCUGUGAACAGUGGUGAGGCUACCAGACGAAUAAAGAUAAUCACUGGGCCCAACUCAUCUGGAAAGAGUGUCUACUUAAAGCAAGUAGGUCUUAUAAUAUUUAUGGGUCUAAUUGGCAGUUAUGUGCCUGCAGCAGAGGCAGAGAUCGGAGCAAUUGAUGGGAUUUACACAAGAAUCCACACUAGGGAAUCAGUUUCUGUAGGACUCUCCACAUUCAUGAUUGAUCUUAACCAGGUUGCCAAGGCAGUAAACAAUUCCACAGAGAGGUCGUUGGUACUUAUUGAUGAGUUUGGCAAAGGGACCAACACACUAGAUGGCCUGGCCCUUCUGGCUGCUGUGCUGAAGUACUGGAUCAAUCAAGGUACCCAGUGUCCACAGGUCUUUGUGUCCACUAAUUUUCACAGCUUAAUGCAGCUGGAACUUUUGCCUGACACACCUCUUCUGGAAUACCUGACCAUGGAGACUCACCAAGAUGGAGAUGAGUUGGUGUUUUUCUAUCAGAUCAAACAAGGAGUAUCCACUGUUAGUCAUGCUGCCAACAUUGCUGCGCUAGCUGGAAUGCCUGCCAAAAUUAUUGAAAGAGGAGUGGAAGUAUCAGAACUGAUUCGCAAUGGAAAAGCUAUCAAACGUAUUGAUCAUCCUUCAAAAGGAGACCAGAUGGAAAAAUGCAAGGCUGUUGUUGAAAAGUUUCUUAACCUAGACCUUGAUAAUCCUAAUGUGAACUUAGAAGAGUUCAUGCAUAAAGAGGUGUUGCCCUCUGCAGCCUCAAUUCUAUAGCAUGGCUAUAUCUAAAAGCAUGUAUUACAAGAUAUCUGCCAUAUUCAGUAGGAUGGUUUGUUAAUUUCAACAAUAAUGAGUAUGACUAAAGCCUCACACUACAUUUCACUUUUAAAAAUUGUCUAUAGUGUAUGUCAUUUCUUAUUCUUGUUUAAAAUCAGUAUGGAAGUUAUAUAUCCCUGUAUGGUGCAUGAUAUGAAAGCAGGAAGACUGAAAGAGGAGAAUUCAAGAACCUCUUCCAGCUGCUGGAUCAUGCAUUUUGAGCCACUACUGUUAGAUUCUCAGAUUGAAAAAAUACUGUAGAAAAAUCAAAAUAGUUUUGCUGGUCUCAUGACACUAUAAAAACAAAGUGUUUAUUGUUUUGUGUACUGUUGAAGUAAUCAUUUCAGUCAUUUUAGAAUCAUCAUCAAAGGAUCACAUAGAAGUAUGUGCCUUGGACUCCCAGAUCAACAAAUCACGUUGUUACAGUACAAACUACUAAUGUAGACACUGGUUAAUGGAAAUAUAGAGGGAUUUAAUGAGCUCUGUGACAUUUAAUAAAGCUGCAUUUCUGGCCGGAAAGGCAAGAGAUUCCAAGAGCUGAUAUAAAAAGAAUGGGAGUCAGAAUCAGUGGGGUCUAACUAGAGGGGAAACGCUUAGGUUUUAUUGAUAAUCACUCUCUUAUGGUCCUGCAGAGUAAGAAUAUAUAACUAUGCUCUGUGAGUACAAAAACAAAAUUACAAGUCCAGGAAAUGGUAAACUAUACUAGGCAUUUAAGACAUGAACCAGCAUUUUUUUCAACUAUUGAGUAAAACUUAAAAUAUUAAUACCAGAGCAAAGGCAGUCUGUUUCACUUCUGUCAGUGCCAAGGAUCGACUCUGAACCCAGCAUUUGAUCACUGUGUAUGCAACACGUACAUGAACAUGAAUAAAGAGGAGGUAUGAUAUGUAACUACCACAGAAGUAAUAACCUUCCCUGCAAUAGCAUAAGUGCCUUGUCUAAGUUCUCUAAGACAGAAAAGACAUUA
Messenger RNA from Phasianus colchicus (ring-necked pheasant), 5106 nucleotides. It is a transcript of the gene MSH5, whose product is annotated as mutS homolog 5. NCBI's taxonomy places the organism in Eukaryota, Metazoa, Chordata, Aves, Galliformes, Phasianidae. Gene Ontology annotation, molecular function: mismatched DNA binding; ATP-dependent DNA damage sensor activity; ATP binding. Gene Ontology annotation, cellular component: nucleus. The record is from RefSeq and is a predicted model, not a curated record. Gene Ontology annotation, biological process: mismatch repair; chiasma assembly.